Messenger RNA from Diabrotica virgifera virgifera (western corn rootworm), 10119 nucleotides. RefSeq names its product intermembrane lipid transfer protein VPS13C-like. Lineage: Eukaryota; Metazoa; Arthropoda; Insecta; Coleoptera; Chrysomelidae. Gene Ontology annotation, biological process: protein retention in Golgi apparatus; protein targeting to vacuole. The coding region runs from base 142 to 9996 and encodes 3284 amino acids. The record is from RefSeq and is a predicted model, not a curated record. The transcript is spliced from 35 exons. Gene Ontology annotation, cellular component: extrinsic component of membrane.
CGAGGUUUGAAGUUAGCAACUUCCAUGGAAAGCUGGAAAUCGAUCAACUCCGUUGACGUCUAUUCCAUAUGUGAGUGAAGUUAAGAUGUGAGCAAAUUGUGCCAUUUUUCUUAGUGGUUGCUAGAAAAUAGUGAUCAGAAGAUGCUGGAAGGAGCUGUUGCUAGAUUAUUAAACCAGUUACUUGGAAAAUAUGUUGUUGACCUUGAUGCGGAAAAUUUAAAUGUCGGGAUAUUUUCGGGGCAAGUUCAACUCACAGACCUAAAGUUAAAGCCAGAAGCAUUGUACGAACUAGAUCUUCCAAUAGAAGUACGAGCAGGAACAAUCGGAAAAAUCUGGCUACAAAUACCAUGGACGAGCCUAUGGAAUCAGCCCAUUGUUGUCAACAUAGAAGACCUACAUAUCAUAGCAGGCCCAAUUGUAACGAAUGAGCCAUUUGAUGCGGAGAAAAAUAAAAGGCUUUCUAGAGCGUCAAAGAAGAAAGCUCUUGCCAAUUUAGAUAACCAUGAAAUUCUAGGAGGGCCCACUUCAUUUUCGGAACAUCUUAUCUCCAACAUUCUGAAUUAUUUUCAACUGAAUAUAGCGAAUAUCCAUAUUAGGUAUGAGGAUAACUAUAGUUUGAAAACUCCUGUUGCAGCUGGGCUAUGUAUUGGAUCUAUUACUGCAGAGUCUACUAAUAGUAAAUGGCGACCAGCAAAAUAUGACAAAAAUGCAGAAACCUGUUACUAUAUGGUCAAGUUGGAUGCGUUUUCAAUAUAUUGGAAUACAGAUGCAUCGCUUAAGAAGUGGGACCUUCCAUCACAGUAUUACCAAUGGAGAAACACUAUGGCCGCUAGUUUGCAGAAUUACUCAAUGAAUGAUGAAGAAUUCAAUUUUGUUGUGAAUCCUAUGUCAACAAAAAUCAAAAUGGUCAUCAGCAAAUCUCAACUUGGGCAAGUAACCAAACUCUAUACCGAUGUCAUCAUUCAAGAUUGUAACAUAGAGUUGACCAAAGAUCAAUAUGACUCGAUACUAGCUACAGCAGAUACUAUGGAAAGAAUGUUAAUUAGCUGGCAGUUCCUAUCCAUAAGACCCGCUGAAAGUAUCUUAGACAAUCAGAAGAUUUGGUGGAGGUAUUCCAGUUAUGCUUUAUUGGAACAAAGGGUAAAGCCGUACACUUGGAGCAGAAUUAGAAGGGUGAGACAAAAUUAUAAGGAAUAUAUGGAAACUUACAAACAAAUUUUACUCAAUCCGAAUGAUACAGAAUUAAAAAUGGAUCUGCAGAAAUAUGAGGAUAAUUUGUCUAUAAUUAAUGUUGUGCUAGCGAGACAACAAGCCAGAUUAACAGUUCAAGAAAGAAGUAUAGGAGAAAAAAGCUUUUGGUCAAUGUUGCCUUCUCCCGAAAGAAUAUUACUAUGUGAGAAGAUAGGGUAUUUCGAUGAGAAGGAGGACAGCUUCAAGGAGAGAAUAGAGCAUACGUACAAUUUCCGUCUGGGUAUUAUAAGUGUAACUUUGACAAAUAACUACAAAGAAAUAGCUGUAUUAACAAUGACACAGGCUUUGUUCAACCUUAAACCCAAUUAUAUCGAAGAGACAUUUAGAGCUUCGGUAAAAAUUGAAGGUAUUAUAUUAGAGGGCGCUAGUAAUGAAGAUCAUUUGAUGCCGAUCCUUUCUUCUGAGCACUUGAGCGAUAGUCCGGCAUACUUUUUUAAAAUGGAUUUAGACAAGUUACCAAAUAAUUCUGUGUGUAAAUAUAAGCUAAAUAUUGUUAUGGACUCUGUUGAAUGUAUAUACAAUAAACCAUCCGUUGAAGAAAUCGAAUCUUUUCUGACUGUGGAAAAAGGUGAUACGAAGAGUUUAUUUAACUAUUUAGCAAACAAACCAACUUUAAUAACAAAUGCUGUCAAAAAUAAGUUACUGCAAGGUUGGGAAUUUAAUCUCAAUAUAAAAAUUCCAUAUGUUGUCAUACCUGAAGUUAGUUCAUAUAUGAAGGCUGAAUAUUUAUUAGUCGUUGAUUUGGGCCGUUACUCUGUCAGAACAGAACUAUGCCAACAAGCGUACAUUGCUGAAAACUCAACGCAAAUGGAAUUAGAAGAACAAUUGUAUACCAAAUUAUUUGUUAAUUGCACUGAUCUCCAAAUAUUGUUCUGUGAUACUAGUGAUAACUGGAAGGAUGCUAGAAAGGAAAAGUGUAGUGAAAUGCACGUGGUUCCUAAAACUUCAUUUUCUUCUAUAUGUGCCAUUUCCGUGGCUAACCUGAAGACAAUACCAAGCUACAAAUUUAAUAUUAGUUUUCCGAAUUUAAAGAUGAAUAUAUCAGAAAGAAAAAUAUUGUUGUUACUGAAAUUUUUUAAUAUAGAUCAAAUAAAAAUUAAUAUCAUUCAAGAAGAUCCUGAACCGAAAGUUUUUACAAGAGACAGAAUAAAGAAAAGAAUUACGAAUCAUUAUUUGAAGGGGAUUGAAAAGAAAAUACGAAUCCCGAAUACGUAUAUAAAAUACAAGCGGUACAAAGUUGAUAAUUGUCGCACACAUAAUAUCACCAGAGAUAAAAGUAUAUCCAGAAACUAUCAUGAAGAUAUGAAUGAAGCUUGGGCAAGAUGUGUGGAUUUGCCAGGUUUGGAGGACAACAUAUCGCCCAGCAACAAUAUUCAAGUUUUAUACGGAUUUGUGGUAAAUGAAUUUUCAGUAACAUUUUCAAGAUCAAGUGAUAGCACAGACAGACAAUACUUAAUGCUACGCUUAGGGCAAUUUUCAAUGGAUGUGGCUUUCAUGACGUAUGGUCCUGCCUACCAAAUAACGCUUAACUCUCUUCUUCUGACGGACAAGCUGCAUACAACACACAGCGGACAAUAUCUUGAUCUUCUUUUUAGCCCUGUUACUGGAAAUCAAGAUAUUACUACUAUUCUAUUCAGGAAGGUUAGUGCUAGCUGUCCUGAUUUCUGGUCACAUUUUCAUGGAGUAGAAACAUCGUUGGUAGCAAACUUUGGUACAUUACAUGUUCUUCUACAUCAAGAAGCUGUGAGAACAAUAUUUCAAUACUCUAAAUAUAUAAGCAAUAAGAUAAAAUCUCAAACAUCUCCCUUCUUAAAGCGAACACUAUUAGGCUUAAUACAGCAACUACGAAGCGUUCUACAUUCAAAGACUGAUACACCAGUACCUCCAGGUUCCAUAAAGUUUUCUCAUUCCGCACGAUUAGCAGAUCUCAGCGUCACUGUUUGUGAUUCAGAUUUUGAUAUAGUGAACAUUCAACUCUCUGGACUGGAAAUGGACUUCCUUUUCAGAGCAAAUGAAAGAUUUGUUUUUAGGUCAUUUUUAAGUAAUAUAACGGUGGAACAUCUGUCGGAUAUUACAUUAUAUUCUAAGGUAUUAUAUACAGACGAAGAUAAAGUCUUUGAUAUAAAGUACGUGCGAAAUUCUUCCAAUCUAGGAUACAAUAACGACAUUUCACCCAAUAUAGACGAAACGUUUAUAGACGGAAGUUUUAAAUUUCAACUUGGUCGAAUUCACUGCAUAUUUCUUUAUAAAUUAAUUGUCCAGUUACAGAGAUUCGUGGCAAAUUUGGAAGCAGUUCCAUUCUUAGAAAAACUAUUCGUCAAAAUGAACACCUUGGUUAUAGAUAUUACUAAAACCUUGAAGGCGAAUACAAAAAUAAACCUAGCCAUUAACGUCAGCGGUCCAGUAUUUUUAUUUCCACAAAAGUCUUCUUCUCCAAAUGUUCUAAUUAUUGAUACAGGUCAACUAAAGGUCGAAAAUUUCUUUAAGGAUUAUCCACAAGAAAUAACAGAAAACAUUUUGGUUAAGCUUAAUGAUGUAAUGGCUUCUAGAGGAGUCAUGACGUUAACAUCUACAUUGGAGAUGCAGGAAACUCUUAUUGAACCCAUGAGUCUUAAUAUGGAUAUCAAAAGAAACACCAAUUCAAAAGCCCCACAGAGUACAUGGGAUAUCGACAGUAUUAUAGAUGCUAUCCAGAUUACCUUAGGCCAAAAAGAUCUAAUAACCAUAAUGUCAAUUUACACUGACAAUAUAGGAGAAGGAAAAAUUUUGGACCUUUUCCCAACUCCAGUGAAAUCCCCAACGGAUGCUUUAGGAUUAGGUGUUGAUGAAGCUGUUAGAAAUCUCGAAGCCUUUUUCUGCGAACCUAAGCAGAAGAAUGUAGUAGCUAAAUGUACCAUAGAAGAAGUAAAAAUAAUAUUAUUCUUUGAUUCUGGAGAACUACUCAGUUCCCCUAUCAGAGAUCUUAAUCACGGUUUAUGUACAUUUGAAAUUCUUGAUAUAGAUAUAUCCUUUGUAAUAUACAAUGACAAAAGUUUGGAUGGAAAAUUGUCUGUAGAUUCAAUGUAUAUUGAAGAAAUUGGCCCUGAAGCGAAUGCAGUAGAUAAAAUAAUUCUACAGUCACCAGCGGAUGACAAUAAAAACAACAAUUGCAAUAUAACAGUAAAUAAACCGCCAAUAAUAGAUGUAACUUUUCAUCAAAACAAAACGGGAGACAAAUCCGCAGACGUAAUAAUAGGCAGGCUCAGUCUCAGUUUCUCCAUACCCUUCUCCGAAAAGUUAGCCCUUUUCCUAAUCGAGUGCCUUCCCAAAGAAAGCGUUGACGUAGGUAUCGUCAAUCCUGGUUAUGAAGCCGAAGUAUAUCACACAGUAGCAAAUAAAAGUUAUGCAACGAGCCUUACCUUAUCCAUUAGAGUAAAUAAACCAGAGAUUAUAUUUCUUGUUGAGACAACGUCGAAUAAGAAGAGAUAUUUUAUUACUAAAAGUGAAAUAUUAAUAGACUAUUCAAGACACGCAAAUAGGCUUAACCUAGUAAUGUCAUUAUCGGGACUUCAUAGUCUCUUUUUUGACCUUAACGAAUACUCUGAAGAACCUUACGUAAUCCUACGACAAUGUGAUAUCGAGCUUUGCAAGUCUUGUGCAGAAACAGGAGAGAAGAUCACAAUGGCGAUAUCUUCUAUUUAUCUAAAGCUUUGCAGUGAAGUAGUGCAUUCCUUCAACGAUAUUUUAAACGAUAUCGUUGAACAUUUCAAAGUACCUGAAACCGAAGUACCUAAAAUAGAAAAAACUAAGCCAGUUAAAACUCCAGACGUAGAAGACCUUUGGGAACCAAAAAAAUUAACAGAAUUCGUGACAACUUGUAAUACCCUGGACAAUCUGAAAACCGAUAAUACUAUUUUUAUUCACGAAAUUCUGCUAGUACCCAAAUUUGAAAUUGUAGUAAUCUUUGAGCUGGAACAAGUUCAGGUUUUUCUUACCAAAACUACAAUUGAGCUAACAUUGUAUGAUUGGUCCUCUCUUCUAAAUUGCACUUGUGAGUUAACUUUGCAAGCCAAUUACUUUAAUGAAAAUAUACAAAGUUGGGAACCGGUUAUAGAACCCAUUGUAGUGGAUGAAAAAGAAUACAAGCCCUGGGAGGUUGUUAUAAAAGUAUUCCAAGAUAAGUCUAUGCCCAUGCUAGAUGACACGGAAUAUAGGCCAAAAUCAAAACCUGUCACCAAAAAGAAUAGUCGGUCUGUUACAACAACUGAAGACGAGGAUUCAGGGGAUGAUAUGAUGUAUUUAGAGCCGUUAAACCCCACGUACAACGGAAAUAACAGAAGAGUUAAGACUAGUCUUUCUACGUUUCUCGAUGAUUCCGAUUCGGAGAAUGAGGAUGGAGCAAUGGAGAGAUUAGCUGCUGCUAUUUCGGAUUUAUUUACAGGUGACUGGAACGAAAAUGAAGAUAGCGACUGUGGCCAUUCCAGUGAAGGCGAAGAUGAUAUAGAAGAAUCGCAGAAACCAAAAGAGAAACGUGAUAUGCUGUUUAACAAAUCGUACUAUAUUCUUUUGGACGCCAAAGAAACGUUCAACGUAACCGUCACACCAACCAUGCUACAAAUAGUUAAUGAUUUAAUAACGCAGUAUUCCAACAAAAUAAUAUCCGUUAGAAAUAACAAAAAAGUUAUUAAUUUGAUCAAUGACAUUGGACCUCACGCCAAAGUAGAUUUUUACGAAAAAAUUAGUGCGGAGGAUAAUAAGAUAUUAUGCACAAAGAAAUUUGAAAAUGAAGAUUCUGCUCCUAAUAGUCCAACGAGAACGGGAUUCUAUUUGCCAGAAUAUUUGGAUAGUAGCUACGAUGACAGAGAUAGUUUUACUGAAGAAGGGAAAGACGAUUUCGAAGGAUCCUACGAUUUCGAAUCCUUAUCCAGUUUGCAGUUUCCAGACGAGACAACACCCCAGCUUUAUGAUAGAAUCAAUAAAAACUUCAUGAAAAUUUACAUACCUAACUUAUCACCCAUACAAACCAAUUGCUCAAAACGGAACUGGGAAAAAUUAAUUCGACUUAGUUCGCCGAACUCAAGUCAAAUUUAUCACUUAGCUGCCAAACACACAAUGGGAAAAUUUGGAAGGAAAAUUAUAGUGAGCUCCCCACUUCAGAUAAAGAACGAAACUUGCUUUGCUUUAAGUAUAUUGUAUCAACCAUCUAUACUUCAGCAGUUAAAUUUAGAACCAGUGGGAGACAUGACGAAUCCUUUCGAAACCACCAUGAGAAUAUUUGUACUUGAACCUCAAGAAGAAUACAAUGUUCCUCUACAUAUUGCAUACCAUUGUACGUUGUUUAUUCAGCCAGCUUAUGCAGAGGGUCAUUAUGCUUCUGAUUCUGGCAUCUGGUGGAAAGAUCUAGCCACAGAGAUGGAUAACGCUCACGAUCUACAUUGCAAACCGAAAACCGACUCAAAUGUUGAAAUAUUUUCUAUAAGAGUUAUGCUAAAACGUAAUAUCAACAGUAAAAACAUAACUCAUUCAUCCAUACCAAAUUACAUUAUCCAUUUGCUGCCGCCUUUAAUAAUAAACAAUUUCUUACCUUAUUCACUUGAAGUGUUGAACGUAAGUUUAAAGCAAGUGAUUAAAGUUGAACCGGGAGAGAAAAAUAGCGUGUACUCUUUGGAUUUCUCGAAGGACCAAAAACUUCUAAUACGAUUGAAACAUAAUUCCGCGACCUGGACAGGAACUUUGAAUCUUACGAAGCAUUUGGAUGAGAAAAUCUUGGUAUUGACCACCGAUAAUAAGGACGAAGUUGCUAACUUAGCUAUUAAUGUCAAAAGUGACAAAGAAGGUAGUUGCAACAUGUUUUUCUAUACACCAUAUUGGAUUAUCAACAAAACUGGUCUUCCUCUUCAAAUUAAGGCUUCAAUCUCAAACACGCUUUACAACUGCGUGAACGAAGACAUUUUGCUCUUUACAUAUAAGCGGCAUGGAAAGCAAACCCUUAAUGUUCGAGUCUACGAAUCAAACUGGUCCAAUGAAUUUGGUUUAGAAUGUGUAGGCACGACAGGAUUGAUCAUAUGUAAAGAUAUCGAGAGAAAGAAGAAAUACAUGUUCUUUUUAAAUAGCAGGUUUUCAAAUAUUUGUCCCAGGCUCACAAAAAUUGUCACCAUACUGCCUAGUUUCUUGGUGACCAACAAUACAGAUAAAUCAUUAAGAUUUAUGGAACAUAACGACAAAACUGAUUUGUGGAUCGAUCUAGUUCCUUAUAAAACUAUGAUAUUCUGGCCAGAAACAUCAUCCAUGGAAAUGUACAUCAAAUAUAAAGAUAGCAAAUUAAUAUCGCAUUCUUUCUUUAUAUCCACCCACCAUAGAACAGUACUAAGAUUAGAUAAGGGAAGCGCAAUUACAGUAGAAGUGACCGGAGGAGUCAGCGACUCGUUUAGAAUUUCCUUCAAUGAGUACAAACCAGGCGACACACCGGUGCUAAUUAAAAACUACUGUGCUGAUUUGUUCUUGAAGGUACAACAACAAGACCUAAGCCCAGUCACUUUGUUGAACCCUUAUCAUUCGUUAUUAUACACAUGGGAUGAUCCAACAAGACCCCGACAAUUGGUGUGGAACGUAUACAAUAAUAAAGGAAGAGGCUUUUCAGUUGAUAUUACUAAGGAUGGUUACGGAGAAGAAAAAAUGAGAAUCCAUAGUGUGACGCCAACAUCUAGUUUAGUGGAAUCAUCCAGCAGUGACGAUUCAGACAGUUCUGAUAAUACUCAGCACAAUCUAAACAAAAAAGUUCACAAGGACAAAAUUAUUAUUUAUUGGUUAUGCUAUCGAGAAGGCUUGCAGAGAACCUUACUACUAACUCAAGAAUUGAGAAUUUAUAAUAAAGUCUUGGAGAUGUUUCUAGAAAAGUGUCAAAUUGAAGGUUUAAUUGCUCUCUCAGGCGUUGGAUUAUCGAUAUUCACCUCCGAAAAUGAUACGAAAGAGCACAUAUAUGCAACUAUCAGUGACAACCCUGCCAUCUGGGAGGUAAACGUUGGUCAAAAGUGGAAAACUCUAACGCUAGAAUUGGCUUCAUGGGUCGAAGAUAAAUACAGGCUUCACUACAAAAAAUGUCAGUUAAAAGAAUAUGUUCACAUAGAUUUCGAAAAGAUGUACAUGUUAAAACCAUUCUUUGCUGAGUUACGACGAAGCUAUUGCCCUGCGGUGUAUUUCCACUUCAGGAAAUCCCAGAACUACCAGUAUUACAAUUUAAGAUUACAAUCCCUACAGAUAGACAAUAAGCAAACGAAUAACAUAGUUUUUCAUCCCUUGCCAGCUCAAAAUAUCAAAGAUAAUACUCCAUUCGCCGAAAUUUGUGUAUCCAAGCUAUCCUCUAAAACAGCUAGCGUCUACAGAUAUAUUAAAUUUAACAUAGGUAGUUUCUUUUUGAACAUAGAAAAUGAUUUAUUUUUGCAAAUUUGUAAUCUUCUUAAGAAAACAAGAAAAUUCACCGAUGAAGAUUCUGGAAUCUACGUCAAUGAAAUUAAAGCCAUACACAAAUCCAUCACGGCCAGAAAUAACGAAACACCACCUAUAAACAAAUCUUACAUAGAAUAUUUAAUACUUAAUAGCUUCGGUGUUCAACUCAAUAUUUCCAAUAAACUUCAGAUGAGUUUGUCAGGAUCCAAAGGCCCAUUAUAUAGAGUUCUGGAUUAUUUGUUCCCAUAUAACUUAUCGCCUUAUAUGCCAAUGGAGGGUGUUCACCACAAGAUUUCGUCAGUAGAACAGGUGGAUAUUUGCGACACGCUGAAUAACGCAGUAUCAAAUUUAUUUGACCAAAUAUACACACAGUUUUUACAACAAUACUACUCGCAUGUGCUUGGACUCCAGGUGCUAGUCAAUACAUUUGCAAUACAACCGGCUAUUGAAGUUGGUGAUUUCCAGUCAGACAAAAUGGCAAACAUUCUCUUCUACGCAUCUAGAUGUCUCUUAGGACACAUCAACAUGUCUCCAGUGGCAGUCGAAGCAUGCGUUAUAGACAUUUUUAAUAAUCAAAAUAUUGAAAAUAUACAAAGGAUCCGACGGCAUGGUUCGUACCACAAAUCGGAAAUUGUCCCAAAAACCAUUACAAUUUCAAGUAGGAAUUUUACUACUGGAGUUCCUAAUGCUUUGAGCCAGCUAAUAGUAAGGAACCAGAAUGGUGUUCCCUGUGAUGGUGAGAUGUUCUUCAGAACAACAGGAAAAGCUUUACAAUCGUUAAUAACAAGGCAUCCAGAUGAAAAAUCUGACAGUGUGGAAGUUGCUCGAGAAGCUUUAAGAAGAGCUUCAAUAUUAGGAGAACCAAUAAAAAUUCAUCAAAGGUUAACAAGAUACAAAAAUAAACAUCUAGGUCUCCGUCCACUAUCUGUCCACGAUUCCAUGGGUAAUUAUUUAGUAGAAACCAUAGGCAGUUCAAGAUUUUCUAACGACACAUACUGGGCUCAUGCUGCAUUAGAUAAAAUUGGAAAAUCAAUCAUAAUAGUUACUUUGGAACAUGUCAUUCGAGUUAAUAAAUGCCGAUUGUGGGGACCAUGGGAAAUAGAGUGGGUUGUUGAUUUAGAUGACAUAAUAUCAAUGCCGAAAAUUAAUUGUAUUGAACUGAUAUUAAACACGAGACAGAAUGAUUCAAGCACUGGUAAAACUUCUCAAAUUAAAAUCACGGGCCAGAAGGAAAUGUUGAUGUGGCUUCAUGAGAAAAUAGAACAGGCUAUUAUUGUUAGCAUGGAAGACAAAUCCUGGGCACUAACAGAAAAUCAUUAAUGGGAUACAGAGGAAUUGAGACACUUCGAAAAGAAAGAAAAAUAUAUAGAUAUUUAAAUGUACAUUGAAAAUUUGUGUAUAUUUUGAAUCAUUGUAAAAAAAAUAAAUAUAUUAAAAGUUGAA